CUCUUCAUCGUAUCUGUCAGAGGACAUUUAAAUGGCCUCGGUGUCUAGCGGCAGUGCGCACAGCCCCGGAAUAAGUCUGAUAUCUGGUCUAACGGCGUCUCCGCCGGUCCCUGCCGGUCUCUGGAGCCUCUAAGGCCGCAUUCAUUCGCUAAGUUUGUCCGGGAAGUUUUAAAAAUGAGCGACGAGGAUGACUUCUUGCAAAAAGCCCGGAACGGGUUUGAGGAUCUGUGCCGAGCCUUGAACAUGGACGAGGAGGCGAGUACCGAGGCGUGGAAGGUUUACGAGAAGAUCAGCAGGAGCUUCACUCUGGAGGGCAGUGUGCUCCACUGGUUGGCCUGCGCCCUCUACGUUGCCUGCAGGUCCUCGGUGCCCACGGUGGGUCAGGGCUCCACCGAGGGCAACUACGUCUCUCUGACCCGGAUCCUGCGCUGCUCACAAAUGAGUCUCAUCGAGUUCUUCAGGAAGAUGAAGAAGUGGCAGGACAUGACCAACCAGCCGCAGGAGUUCCGCCUCAGCACCGACCGUCUGGAGAGAACUUUCACUGUGUCGGCCGUCAUCUUCAAGAAGUACGUCCCCAUCUUCAGGUCCAUCUUCAAGCCCCCGUCAGAGGAGCCGGCCCGGGUCCACCGCAGCCGCAAGCAGAGACGCCAUCCCUGCACCGUGACCGAGCUCUUCAACUUCUGCUGGGUUUUAUUCCUGCAGGCUAAAGGGAACUUCCCCAUGAUCAGUGAUGACCUGGUGAACUCGUACCACCUCCUGCUUUGUGCCCUGGACCUGGUCUUCACCAACGCUCUGCUGUGCAACGCCAGGAAAGAGCUGCUCAACCCCAACUUCAAGGGUCUCCCAGAAGACUUCAGCAGUAAGGACUUCCGGCCGUCCCCUGUGCUGUCCUCCGUCCUGUCCCCGGGCCCGUCCCCAGGCCUGUCCCCAGGCCCGUCCCCAGGCCCGUCCUGCUUCAUGGAGCAUCUGUGUGAGCUACAUGACGGUCUGGUGCUGGAGGCCAAAGGAGUCAAAGAGCACUUCUGGAAACCCUUCAUCAAGAAACUCUUCCACAAGAGGAUCCUCCGAGGGAAGGAGGACAGUCUGACCGGCUUCCUGGACCCCAUGAACUUUGGAGACAGCUUCUUGUCCCUCAGUCGUCUCUAUGAGGAACACGUCCUGUCCACCGGCGGUCUGGACGAGAGGAUCUUCACUGGGGAGGGGGCGAGUGAGGACAUCGGGACCCCGGGGCCCUGUCUGUGUGAGGCCGUGGAGAACCAGGACAGCGCCCCCUUCAGGCUUCACAGCAAACUCACGGCCUCGGCUCUGAAGGUGUCCACCCCUCUGACCGGGAGGAGGUACAUCCAGGACACCAGCCUGGCGUCUCCACUCUCGUCCGCCAUGAAGAGCGUUGGACGUCUCCACACCUUGUUGUCAGGGACCAAACAGGGACCGAGCGCUAAGCUAACGGAGACGCUCAGGGCCUGCGCCAGGGACCCCAGUGAUGUCAUCAGCAGGCGCCUGAAGGACAUGUUUGACAUCUUCUCCCAGCACCAUGAGGACAGCACUGAGGACAGCAGAGGGAUGGGCAAAGAUAUAGCAGUGAAGUAUUUCCGCCUGGCGGAGGCGCUGUACUACCGCAUCCUGGAGUCCAUCAUCGAGAGGGAGAGGAUGAUCCUGGGAGACGCUGACCUCUCUUGUAUCCUGGAGCAGGACGUCUUCCACCGCUCUCUCCUCGUCUGUUGUCUGGAGAUCGUCAUCUUCUCGUAUCGUCCUCCUGGAGACUUCCCCAACAUCAUCAGGAUCUUCCAGCUCCCAGCGUAUCACUUCUACAAGGUGAUCGAGGUGUUGGUGCGCUCUGAGCAGGGUCUCUAUCGGGACGUGGUCAAACACCUGAACCAGGUGGAGGAGCAGGUCCUGGAGACUCUGGCCUGGACCAGGGACUCUCCUCUGUGGGACAGUCUGCACGCGUCCAAGGACCAGGUCCCCACCUGUCAGGAGGUGAUGCCUCCUCAGUACCUGGAGCAGAGCGAUGAGAGCGGAGGCGCCACCUUGACCCCAGUCAGGCCAGAGGUCAAAGUGUCUCCGUCCCCCACCACCCUCCUGGACCGGUACAGCACCCCCCCCACUGGUUCAGUCUGCCGCCGUCUCUUUGUGGACCCGGUGGACGGCGAGUCCACGGCCGCUCCCACCAAGACCGGCCUCGUCACCGCCACCAUCCCGGCCGGCCAGACUGUGGUCACCAUGGCAACCGCCACGGUUACCGCCAACAACGGGCAGACAGUGACCAUUCCUGUUCAGGGCAUAGCCAAUGAGAGCGGAGGCAUCACCUUCAUCCCGUUCCAGGUGAGCGUGUCCGGACAGACCGGGACCCUGCAGCCGGUGUCCGCCCACCCCCUGACCAGCACCCUGACCGUUCAAUCAGCCGCCGCCAAAACGGCCACGAAGGCCUCCAGCCGCCCACUGAGGAAGGGCUCCCUGUCCCUGUUCUUCAGGAAGGUCUACCACCUGGCCAGUGUCCGUCUCCGGGACCUCUGCUCUAAGCUGGACGUGUCCUCUGAGCUGAGGAGGAAGAUCUGGACGUGUUUUGAGUUUUCUCUGGUUCACUGCACCGACAUGAUGAAGGACCGACACCUGGACCAGAUCCUCAUGUGUUCGGUCUACGUCACCGCCAAGGUGACCAGAGAGGACAGAUCCUUCCAGACCAUCAUGAAGUCUUAUCGUUCUCAGCCUCAGGCCUCCAGCCACGUCUACAGGAGUGUCCUGGUCUCACGGAUGAGGACACGUGUCUCUGGAGACGAGUCCAGCAAACUGAGCUCAGCUGAGAGUCAGGACACAGCAGGUGGAGACAUCAGUCCAGUUCCUAUUCGCUCCAGCAGCACCUUACCCCCCCCCACAGGCAGCGCCCCCCCUACCCCCACCCAGACCCCGCCCUCCCAGACCCAGACCCCCCCCCAGGCCCCGCCCUCCCUGGGAGGUGAGGAGGAGCGAGGAGACCUGAUCCACUUCUACAACCAGGUCUACGUCAAACAGAUGAGACCGUUCGCUCUGAGAUACUCGCCCAGUUCCAGCUCCAGCUCCAGCUCCCCGUCUGCAGCGCUGGAGACGCCCCCCCUGGUCCCCUACCCCACCCUGAGGACAGGGUGUCCUCGGCGGAUGCUUCUGUCCAGCAGACACUCCAUCUACAUCUCUCCUCAUAAGACAGGCUCCGCCCCCUCUCCGCCAUCGCCACGGGACAAGAUGCACUACUACAUCAGCAGCAGCCCCGCCCACCGUCUCCAGGAGAUCAACAGCAUGAUCCGGACCGGAGAGACGCCGACCAGGAAGCGCAGCCUCCCUCUGGAGGACGAGACGUCUCCCAAACGAGUUUGUCCUGACAACCACUCGGCUCUCCUGCGCCGCCUGCAGGACGUCGCCAACGACCGCAGCUCGUCCCACUAACGGGGACAGAGGACGAGGGACGGAGGGACACUCGGCUCCUGAUGAUGUGCAGACUCGUGACACGUGUGGACACAUGAUGACUGAUGACGUGUGGUCGUUUAUUUUUGUUCUCGUUUAUCAUGAAUAUUAAUGUGAAACAAAGAAGCUGCAGCUUGUGUCUAGAUAGUUUUAAUGUGGUUUUAACGAUGUGUAAAUAUCUGUACAGAAGAACAAAGAAUAUUUAACGAGUGCCUUUAUUUCUACUCCUCUCUGUUUGUUUGUUAAAAUAAAAGAAAAUGUUUCUUCUGAAAGACUCA
This is a messenger RNA of Mugil cephalus (flathead mullet), 3716 nucleotides long. It is a transcript of the gene rbl2, whose product is annotated as retinoblastoma-like 2 (p130). Gene Ontology annotation, molecular function: RNA polymerase II transcription regulatory region sequence-specific DNA binding. Gene Ontology annotation, cellular component: nucleus; chromatin; transcription regulator complex. The transcript is spliced from 22 exons. Gene Ontology annotation, biological process: cell differentiation; negative regulation of G1/S transition of mitotic cell cycle; regulation of transcription by RNA polymerase II. Lineage: Eukaryota; Metazoa; Chordata; Actinopteri; Mugiliformes; Mugilidae. Bases 175 to 3420 code for a protein of 1081 amino acids. The record is from RefSeq and is a predicted model, not a curated record.